AUGGAAUUCUCUUUCGAUUCUGAUGUCAUAUGCUCAUUCCGGCUAGACUUUGAAUCCAAUCUUGACUACAGAAGUCUUGUCGAAGAAUUUGGGAACCUUACCGCACCACCCGAGUUAUUAGGCUGGAAUUUCGGCGAAAUCUUUUUGGAUGAAUGUGGAGGAAUAAUAGAUGAGCCUCAAAUCAUAACAUCUCCUGGCUAUGAGCGUGGCUACUACUACGGGAAUCUCAACUGCACAUGGAUAAUCGAGCUAGAUAAUGUUGUCAGCUUUAACAUUGUCAAAGUUGACUUCGAACUUGAAAAUUCCUUCGAGUGUCAAUUUGAUUCCGUUACAUUCAACGAAAUCAGCGUAUAUUGCGGGACCUUCUUCGAAACUCAAAACAUUGAUGGUGGCUCAGCUAGAAUUGUAUUUCAAACGGAUGAGUUCGAUGCAUAUAAAGGAUUUAAACUUAACAUCACGGAAUUAACGAUGGCAUCAUCGACGAUAUCAACGACGGCAUCAACGAUACCAGCAUCUACAUCUACGUUUAUAUUUAAAACGGAAUCAAUUAUAACAGACUCAAAUACAAUCAUGCCUUCAACCACGUCGUCAAAUUGCUUAAAAGCUCAUUUCGCAACAGUCGAUUGUACGAAUUACAGUUUUGUUGUGACUUUAGAUCAAAAUUGUUUCGACUCACAUUGGAAUAGAGGAGAACAAUGGAACGAAACGCUAAUCUUUGGAAGCUCUGGGGACCCUCUUUGUGAAUUUAAUGUUGCCGAUCAAGGAUCAACUACUUUUGAAAUAAAAUUCGACGAAUGCGGUGUUGUCCCGAAUUAUCCAGACUCGUCUGACAAAUCGGUCAUAGACUUUAACCUGGCUGGAAAAGUCAAGGAGACAUUAAUUGGAAAUGAUGAUAUCGAAUCAUUUUUCGAUUUCAACUAUAAAUGCGAAUACAGAGGUGUUACAGAAGUAGAAGAAAUCGCGGAACUUUAUGAUGCAGAUAUAUUAAAAGUCAACAAUACAUUGACAUUGGACAGCUCCGUAAUACCAGCACUAUUAUCUUGUCCAAUAUCAGAAUCACUCUUUUUUACGUCCCCGUUUGAUUAUUGCGAAAUCAACAAUGGAAUUUUGAAAUUAGGAGAUUUAUUCUACGUUGGCUGGACGAAUUUAUUUGCGAAUGAUUUACUUGGUGCCAUGAAAUUUCGAAUCGAAAAUAUCUGGAUUGGUCCAUCUUCGGGAGAAAAAACACUUCAUUUUGUGAGCGAUGGCUGUCUUAAAGCACCAUUUGAUACAGGUCGAAACAUAAUUUAUCCAUGGGGAAGAGAUAUUGAAUGGUCUGCAUUUAAAUUCAAAAACUCCAAUAAUGUUUUCUUUACGUUUGAGCUUAUCAUGUGCAUCGAAAAUGACACGGAAUUCUGUAUGGGAGCUACUGACUGUGGAUCGGGAAUUGGAAAUCAAGCCCUUUUCGUAAAUUGGCUCGCUUCAAACGAUCCUUCAAAUGCAAAAAGAAAAAGAAAAUCAAGUGCUGAUGAAAAAGGAUCAGUCUUUCAAACUCAGGAUCUCGUUGAAAUUACGGGCGCUAAUGUCGAGGUCAUCGUCCCAGAGAAUGCGAAAACACGAGAAGAAACUAUCAACGGUCAGACAAUCAUCCUUCUUUCUGAUCAGCUUGCUUCAAUCAAUUCCGGAGCCUCAGGAAAUUUUUCAACAUUUUUACUCUUUUUUGCUUUUAGCUUUUUCUUCUUCUAG
Messenger RNA from Oikopleura dioica, 1725 nucleotides. The record is from the annotation of a GenBank genome assembly. NCBI's taxonomy places the organism in Eukaryota, Metazoa, Chordata, Appendicularia, Copelata, Oikopleuridae.